Messenger RNA from Mercurialis annua (annual mercury), 2034 nucleotides. RefSeq names its product sister chromatid cohesion protein PDS5 homolog C-like. The record is from RefSeq and is a predicted model, not a curated record. Bases 117 to 1850 code for a protein of 577 amino acids. Gene Ontology annotation, cellular component: chromatin; nucleus. NCBI's taxonomy places the organism in Eukaryota, Viridiplantae, Streptophyta, Magnoliopsida, Malpighiales, Euphorbiaceae. Gene Ontology annotation, biological process: mitotic sister chromatid cohesion; DNA repair. The transcript has 10 exons.
ACUACUAGUAGUAGUAGGACUGUGCUACUUUAAUUUUGAAAAAUGGUACCACUCUGGUUUUCUUGAAUCCAAAGAAAACUCAAAAAGAUUAAAAAAAAAAUUAAAGAAGAGAAAAAAUGGCGGGAAAAGAGCUUGAAAAACGGUUAAUUGAAGAUGGGAAAAAUCUUCUUAAUCCUCCAUUUUGCAUUGAUCACCUUCUCUCUAUUCUUGAUAGAGUUGAGUGUGAUCUAUCAAAGGUGGAUCAAUCGCCACACGGAUCGAUGGCGGCUUCGCUUUCGCUUUUGAAGAUUUUGUUGGUUUCUGAUAAACUUUUGAGACAUUCGGAUACAGAUGUUAAAGUUUCUGUUGCUGCUUGCAUUAGUCAGAUUAUUAGAAUAACGGCACCAGAUGCUCCAUAUGAUGCUACGAAAAUGAAGGAAAUAUUUUAUCUGAUUGUAGCUACAUUUCCGAAGCUCUCACACAUGUCCAGCUCUUUUUACUCAAAGGCGGUGUCAGUCCUUGUCACUCUUGCAUCAACGAGGGCAGUUGUGAUGAUGAUGGACCUUCAUUGUCAUGCUUUGAUUAGCCAGAUGUUUCAGCUUUUUCUGUUAAUCACUCGGUCAAACGAUUCAGAUGCUGUAUCAGCAGCCAUGGCAUCAAUAAUGACGAUCACCAUAUUGGAAAGUGAUGAUAUUUCUUUGGAGAUUUUCAGUCCCCUUUUAAUUAGUGUGAGAAAGGAAAAUCGGAUUGUUGCUCCAACUUCCUGGAAGUUGGGCAAGAAAGUUAUCAAAAACUGUGGUGCAAAGAUUGAACCAUAUAUUUUGAAGACAGUAGAGAUUUUGGAAGAUUCUCUGGAUAAACAUGAUCAAAACAUUCGCGCUAUGUGCCAAAAAGCAACCAAUACGGUCGAGCCUUUUCACAUAUGCUGUUCCGAGGAAGAUUUGAUUAAUGACGAGAGACCAACUACUCCGUGUUUGGAUGGGAAGAGGACUAGGCGUCAAAUUACAUCUCCGAAUGCUGAACUUGGAGAAACUACAGACAAGAUUAAUGAUGACAGACCAACUACUCCGUGUAAGGAUGGGAAGAAGACUAGGCGUCAAAUUACACCUGAGAAUGCUGAACUUGAAGAAACUACAGACACGGGACAACCCGUGGACAUUCUAGGUUCUGGUUCAUUGAAACUCUUUACGCAGCAACCAACUUCCAAUAGAAAUCGGCGAGACCGAUCUGCAAAAAGAAGGAAUGGUCGAAUGCAAGAGCGGAAGAACCACGAGCUUUCGAUCCCAUUAUCUGAAGAGACACUUCCAGCCAAUAAUGGAGGAGCUAAUGCGCGCAAUGGAACUGCUUUAGUACAAGGCUAUGGAGUAAAGACUACUGCAGCCCCUAUACUGACAGCCAUAUUUGCCAAGUACGGUGAUAUUGCUGCUAGCUGUAAGCACAAGUCGCGGACGAAGAGGGCUUGUUUACUUGAAAGCGUCUGUCAUGUUGUUCAACAACUGCAGAACAUCGGAACUCCGCUCAAUCUAUCUGAGAUUAAAGUCUUUAGAAAUGAAAUGAUAAAUCUGGAGGAUAUGAACCUGAAGCUUUCAUGGCUGACUGGGCCAUUUGAAAAUAUAUCAGAGCUCGAAAGAAUAGAAGGACUGCGUUCUGCGCUGAUGUCUGUGAGAGGAAACUGCAUGUUGUUCAUAAAAACCGCAACAAAGGAGCUAGAAAAGGCACUCAAGGAGCUAGUGGAAUUACAGAAAGGGAUGGGAGAGAACGAAAAGCGCAUCAAUGCCAUAAAGCUUGUAGUCGAACAGGUCGAUGAUAUCAUCAAAGACGGCGAGGAAGAGGAACUUCGUUGGCUACGGCAGAUCAAUGCACUUCCGUAGUGCAACCAAAACUAGAAAUUCUGGUACAUAUUAUCCACACAAUUCAGCUGAAGUGUAGGCUUGUAUAUUUUAGUUCUUUGGUUGAAUUGUGUGGUCGGUCCUUUAGUUGUAACAUGAUUAUUAUAUUUUCUUUGGAAUCUUUCCUUUCAAUUUCUUUGAACAAUUAUAAUCGUAUAAAUUUUAA